This is a messenger RNA of Spodoptera frugiperda (fall armyworm), 2362 nucleotides long. RefSeq lists its product as uncharacterized. The transcript is spliced from 2 exons. The record is from RefSeq and is a predicted model, not a curated record. Bases 167 to 1411 code for a protein of 414 amino acids. NCBI's taxonomy places the organism in Eukaryota, Metazoa, Arthropoda, Insecta, Lepidoptera, Noctuidae.
AUGCACGAUAACUUGAAACGUGACUGCGAGAAAAAUAUAUUACUUAAUACAGUCGAACUUCAACUCUUAUCGUGGACGUGUAAAAUAUUUUUUUUGUUUUCUUAGUUAAUCAUUUCUUAUGGUAUGUGAGACCUACUAACACCGACUGUUUUGUUUUCAGCUCCCUAUGGAAGUUGUAAUAUGUCAUGCAUGUUAUUUAUUCUUACAAAAUGCUGAUGUAAACACACCUAGAAUAUUAGGUCAUACUAAUAUCUGUGCUGGCUGUGGCUGUUCUUUGAAUGAAGCUAGACUUCAUUCUCUCGAAGAAAAUGGACCAUUAUAUGAUUUUUUUCCAUGGAUUAGAUCAGUACAGAAUGGAAGAGAUAGCUAUGCUGUUUGUCAUAAUUGCUGGCGGCGAGCUAGCCGACAAUUUGAACAAGAUUCUCAACGAGAAAUGGCUAUACCACAAUUGCCACCUGUACCUGCCCCUGCUCCAGCACCUGCCCCUGCUCCGGCACCUGCCCCUGUCCCGGCACCUGCACCUGCUUCUGCCUCUCAGCUGGGCCAGAGAUCAGUUGGAAUGGUCAAUUUACGUCAUUACAAGAGAGCUGCUAGUACAUCAAGACACUGCAUUUAUUCCGACUGCGGUUAUGUACCUAUGCAUUUAAUACCAACAUUUAUUAAAAAUAUGUUAAUUGUAGAUUACAACUAUUAUGUGCCCCGGUAUUCACGUGUUUGCCAUCACCAUUUGUAUUCUAAUACUUGGCGUGAAUUACCAGAACAAUCAUCUUCAAUAUCAAGUUUUAGUAUAAAUCAAAUAGAAGAUUUAGUUAAUAUGGCAAAACAAAAAACUGUCACAUUUAAUUUUGAAUGUGUUGAAGAAAUGCCCAACCACAUAUGCCAUUAUUGGACUGGACUGGAAGUGUCUGAAUUCAUUAUUUUAUUUAAUGAGUUACCUUUAGCUAAUCAGGUACCAUCACCAAAAUCUGCUUUGGCUAUCUUUUUAAUUAAAAUGAGGACAGGGGACAGUAACAAGAGAUUGUCUUCAUUAUUUAACAUACCUCGAUCAACUAUGGAGAGGCACAUGAACAUUGUACGCUUAUGUUUUAUGGAACAUUUUGUACCAUUACAUAUUGGAUUGCAGCAUCUUAAUAGAGAAGAUGUCAUAAGAAGAAAUCUGAGUAUUCCAAAUGCUUUGUUUGGCAAUCCAAAUGGCUCUGAUCAAACCAGACCUGCAAUCACAAUAUGUGAUGGCACUUACAUAUAUAUUGAAAAGAGUUCCAAUUAUUUCUAUCAAAAGGAAACUUAUAGUUUACACAAAUAUGUGAACCUCGUUAAACCAUUUCUUUGUGUGUGUACAGACGGGCACAUUAUUGAUGUGAUCGGCCCUUAUGCUGCCACUCAAACCGAUGCAGAAAUAAUGAAAGAUUAAUUUACUGAUGAAUCUGGACCCAUGCGAUCAUUUUACAGAGAGGGAGAUGUAUUUAUACUCGACCGAGGAUUCAGAGAUGCGAUCCCACUGUUGGAGGCCUGUAAUUAUAAUGUGCAGAAGCCUGAGUCGUUAAACGAGGGAGAACGACAACUAACAACUAUUCAGGCAAACAAAAGUCGAUUAGUGACAUUAUGUCGAUGGGUAGUGGAAGUAGUCAACGGACGAUUUAAAAGGGACUUUAAAUUAUUUCGCCAGGAUUUUUUUAAUAGAGCUCAUGCACAUUUAAUGAGUGAUUUUAAAAUUGCAGCUUCAUUAAUUAACAGAUUUCACCCCACGCUUCAAGAUCGGCCAGAUGCUUCUCUUAUUAUAGAAAGAGCCUUGAGGUAUCAACAUACUCCUAAUUACUUAGCAGAAUUUGUAACAAAUUAUAAUUUAAACAGGCGAUCGGUUAUGUUUAGACGCAUAGACGGCAGGUUUCCUCAAUUAAAUAUAUUUCCCGUAUUUAGUUACUCAGAAUUGAUUAUUUUCGCAUUGGGCCCAUAUCAGGUAAAACAAGCACGAUCAUAUUAUGGCGAACAUGUUCGACAAAAUGGCUUGUAUGAAAUUGAAAUAUGUCCUGAGCUGGAACACUCUGAAGAAAUGGUUGCGGCCGUUGGAGGAAAUAGACCUUAUUUAUUAAGGGGUCGAAUCCAGUCGCGCCAUGUUGGUCGGCGUAAAUAUUUUACGUAUAUUUUAAUUGACACUCAGCCCUCGAGUAGUAAUUGCUUAGAUGCAAUAUUAGGUUACUGUUGCAACUGUCUCGUGGGUAACAGAACAGUGGGAUGCUGUUGCCACGUUAUGGCCAUAAUAUGGUAUUUGGGUUGGGCUAGACACCAAGACAAUAUAUCGCCGCCAGCAUCAUUCUUAGACAAUAUAUUACUUGUAAUUGAAGAAUAAAACAUUUAACACUUA